Mugil cephalus (flathead mullet) is the source of this 3963-nucleotide messenger RNA. RefSeq names its product protocadherin-10-like. NCBI's taxonomy places the organism in Eukaryota, Metazoa, Chordata, Actinopteri, Mugiliformes, Mugilidae. Gene Ontology annotation, molecular function: calcium ion binding. The coding region runs from base 144 to 3113 and encodes 989 amino acids. The transcript is spliced from 4 exons. Gene Ontology annotation, biological process: homophilic cell-cell adhesion. Gene Ontology annotation, cellular component: plasma membrane. The record is from RefSeq and is a predicted model, not a curated record.
UCUUCUUUCUCUCAGGCAGACAGUGGCUGCUCCAGUCCCUCCAAUGUCAAGUUUUUUUUCCAGGCUGUAUUUUCGGAAAUUUUGAUGUACAUACAUACGGAUGUUCUUGAGGUGUGAGGUGCGUACUUCCUUCAGUUUCCAAAAUGGGCACACAAGGAGAGAAGAAAAUGCUGCGUGGGAAAUGGCAUGUGGUGUACCGUUUUGCGCUGUUCACUUGUUUCUUGGACGCAGUCUGGGCACAGAUACGCUACUCAAUCCCAGAGGAACUGGAGCAUGGAGCUUUUGUUGGCAACAUUGCAGAGGACCUGGGCUUGGACUUGGACAAGCUCUCUGCGCGCAGAUUCCGGAUAGUCUCGGGUGCCAAGAAGCAAUAUGUUGAGGUAAAUUUAGAGAAUGGAGUUUUAUUUGUCAAUGAGAGGAUUGACCGGGAAGAACUGUGCGAGCAGAGUUUGUCCUGUUCGUUUCACUUGCAAGUGGUCAUAGAAAACCCACUGGAGCUAUACAGGGUAGAGAUGGAAAUUUUAGACGUGAAUGACAACUCCCCUAGUUUCCCGUGGACCGAGUUUAAUCUGGACAUAUCGGAGUCCGCUGCGCCAGGAUCCCGUUUUCCACUUGAGAGCGCACAGGACUUGGACGUCGGUGCCAACUCGCUCCGCACCUAUUUGCUGAGUGUAAAUGAGCAUUUCUUUCUGGACAUACAGACGCGCAGCGAUGGCAGUAAAUUUGCAGAACUGGUCCUCCAAACCCCGCUGGACAGAGAGCAGCAGAGUACACAUCAGAUGGUGUUAACGGCGGUAGAUGGAGGCGCGCCGGAGAGAUCAGGCACUGCGCAAAUUGAUAUCACUGUUUUGGAUGCAAAUGAUAACGCGCCCGUGUUUGAUCAGUCGUUUUACAGAGUGAGGCUUUCUGAAAACGCACCAAAGGGCACGGUUGUCAUCAAACUCAACGCGUCCGAUUUAGAUGAGGGUCCCAAUGCUGAUAUCACAUACUCAUUCAGUGGCCACGCUCCCAUCAAAGUGCGCCAGCUUUUCAGCGUGGACCCGCACACGGGAGAAAUCAAAGUCAAAGGGGUGAUAGAUUACGAAAAAGCCAGGAUGCAUGAAAUUUAUGUCCAAGCUAAGGACAAGGGCCCGUCUGCCGUGGCAGUUCAUUGCAAAGUUCUGGUGAACGUUUUGGAUAAAAACGACAACCUUCCAGAGGUCAUCUUGACGUCAGUGUCCACACCUGUGCAGGAGGACGCGCCCCCGGGAACGGUGAUUGCUGUCAUCAGCGUAAUGGACAAAGACUCGGGUGAGAACGGGAACGUGGACUGUGAGAUCCCCCACCACGUCCCGUUUCAGCUCCAUUCCUCCUUUAAGAACUACUAUACUUUAGUAACUUGUGAUUUUCUGGAUAGAGAGGCCGUGGCAGAGUACAACAUCACACUUACAGCUCGAGAUAUGGGCUCUCCGCCUUUAUUCACGAGGAAAACAAUCUUAGUUGAAGUGUCUGAUGUGAAUGACAACGCGCCCCACUUCAAACAGCCCUCAUAUACUGUAUAUUUGACCGAGAAUAACGCGCCAGGAGCAUCAAUUUGCUCGGUGACUGCGCUGGAUCCAGAUUCAGGUCAGAACGCAUACCUCUCCUAUUCUAUACUGGAAGGUGACAUACAGGGAAUGCCCGUGUCCACUUAUGUGUCCAUAAACUCAGACAACGGGAACAUUUACGCGCUGCGAUCCUUUGAUCACGAACAACUUAAAAACUUUCAGAUCAUGGUACAAGCUCAGGACGCGGGGUUUCCGCCUCUGAACAGCAACGUCUCAGUGAACAUUUUUAUCUUGGACCAAAACGACAAUGCGCCCGUGAUAGUGUCACCCGUUUCGCAUAAUGGCACUGCGCCCAGCGAGGCAGUGCCCAGAUCAGUUGACGCGGGUUACCUUGUCACCAAAAUAAACGCAGUGGACCCGGACGCGGGUCAAAACUCGCGACUUUUUUAUCAGCUGCUCCAAGCGACAGACCCGAGCUUGUUCAGCAUUGCUCUGUACACAGGCGAAAUCAGGACGAUACGCCAGUUAGUGGAGAAAGACGCCACUAGGCACAGACUGGUCAUUCUGGUGAAGGACAAUGGUCAGCCGCCCCUCUCGGCCACAGUUUCCAUCAUCCUGUCAGUGGUUGACAGCUUGCCAGAUUCGCAGCCCGAUUUGGGCGACCUGUCACUAAGCCCGCAUCACAGCUCCAACUUCACCCUGUACUUAAUCGUGUCUCUGGGCGCAGUUUCCUUCACAUUUCUGGUGGCUAUCAUCGUCCUCGUCGCAGUGCGGAGACUGAAGGGCAGAGCGUCCAACAAAGAGUCCAACUUCCCCGCCGUCAGUCGCUGCUGCUGCUGCUGCUCCCGCUCAGAAAUAUCCACCACCACGGAGGUGUUCAAAAAGUCCAACUUAAACCUCCGGAUGUCCACGGGCGCGUCCGGCUGCGCGGAGGCGAACGGCAACAGCGCGCUCCCUCAAGUGUACUGCUACAAGAUGUGCCUGACGCCAGAGUCGUCCAAAAGCGACUUCAUGUUCCUCAAGCCGUGCAGCCCGGUUAUGUCAGUUCAGCAGAACAACGCCAAGAGCACAGAUUACCUGACUUCUGGCUGGAGCGCACUGGACCGUAACGAGCUGUCCAACAACAGAGCGGCAACUCCAAACGAGAUUAAGUACUCAAACAAGGACUGGACGUGGACCAAGAACCAACACAAUUCGGCAUAUAAGAGGUAUAGCUCAGCGAAUAUGGAAGGCACGCUAUCGCGCCCACAAAAAUACGACAGUGAUGGCUUUUCUUGCUCCGUGGCGCCACAAUACUGGACCUGGGGAAACCACAUGAAAGACUGCAAGUUAUCUCUUCAAGAGGCAGCGGUUCCUAACUACUCAUGGACGCCGAAGUACACUCAGCCCCACUCUGAAGCGCCAGACUACCAGCACAACGUCUAUAUCCCCGGCACCACAUCCGGCUACAGCACCCUAAAGCCGGCACCCAGGGGAGAACUGGACAUGUACAACACCUUCUCCACUUUCGGGAAGAAAAAGAGAUUCAUCUCAAACUAUGAACAGUCCUUUGAUGAUGGUAUCAUAAGCAAUUCCAUCUUUAAAUAACACGUUGUAUUCCUCUGUGUUGGAGACGUGAGGACAGUACUCAAAAGUUGUUUGUGUUCUGGUAACUUUUUCUGUAGCUGCACCUUUUAAGUCUCGUAGGGACAGCUGUAGCGAGCGCGCUGCUGUUUGUCAGAGCUGUGAACUAACUAACCGUGCUAGCAAUAAACUUUACACUUCAUAGCCUUCAGAAUAGAGGUUUCGAUCAAUAGUUGACACGAAAAGUAAAGCUAACUUUUUCUGCGCCAGGACUAAGGCCCUCUGCUGGCAUUGUUACUCACAAUUGGACUUUGGCGGGAUAAUCAAACUGUGUUAACUUGCAAUCUUCCAAUCAGUUUGACUCCAAUCACGCCUGAGUCCAUUUACUGCGGUGAUAGGCCACAUUUAGUAACAAGUCUGAAAUCCAGGUGUAAUGCACGAGCAGCGCAAAACAGAGAGGUCACAGCAGCAGCACAUAUUCAUUUAAAACGAAGAAAAUGUGAUAUAAAAAAUAACAUUAAUGAGUGCAGCAAGGCAGACUGUGUUGUCCUGCUCCACUGACGGAUGGUGUUAUACAGCAUCACAGUCAAGGAUCGACCUCUUUGUCUUGUGCAGUAGACGAUCAUACUGACUCAUCACAUUGAAGUGUUGACGACGUUACGAAGGGCAAUGACACAGGUGACGUGUUUAGCUUCUGCAAAUGGCAUACACCUCUAAGAGAUGGGAUAAAGACAUAACGGGUUACACACAUUCCAGAUUUGUAUUUUUCAUUAGGUUUGCAAUCUGUAUAUUGACAGAGGUUAGUUAUGCAUUGUAGGACUGAUCAAUCUGUAUAUAGUGUAUAUAUUGAUAUCAAUAAAUCUGCCCUUAACUA